AUCAGUUUAGGCACUGAUGAUAAAUCCUGAAUCUGUGUAGGGAGAGUAUUCUGCAAAAAGGGAUGUGAUGCCGAUAGUGACUCAUGGGAAGAUUGAUUGCUACAAAGAUCCUGUGGUAAAAGACCGUCCAUGGAGUGCAGUUAUAGAUCGUUCUCCUGGAGAUGCCAAAUACUCCGAGGAAUGCUUUCACGCAUGUGUCGCAGGCUGUGGUUACAAGUUUGAUGUUGAAGCUGAGAUAGUCAAUAAGGUGAAACCAAAGAGACCUCCACCACCACCGCCAAAGCCACAACCACCACCCCGACCUCAAAAACCAAUGCAGCCUCCUACCGAGGCCGCUUGACAUAAAACAUCUCUCAUCAAAGGCUAACACUUGAAAGUCCUCAAUUUUUGGUAUCUAACAUGUGAAGGAGUAUUAAUGUUCGGAGUAGUCAACUAAAAGCAAUUGGUCCAU
This is a messenger RNA of Arabidopsis arenosa, 451 nucleotides long. NCBI's taxonomy places the organism in Eukaryota, Viridiplantae, Streptophyta, Magnoliopsida, Brassicales, Brassicaceae. The record is from the annotation of a GenBank genome assembly.